Messenger RNA from Rhea pennata, 3266 nucleotides. RefSeq names its product adrenoceptor alpha 2A (gene ADRA2A). Gene Ontology annotation, biological process: adenylate cyclase-activating adrenergic receptor signaling pathway. Lineage: Eukaryota; Metazoa; Chordata; Aves; Rheiformes; Rheidae. The coding region runs from base 1 to 1335 and encodes 444 amino acids. Gene Ontology annotation, cellular component: plasma membrane. The record is from RefSeq and is a predicted model, not a curated record. Gene Ontology annotation, molecular function: alpha2-adrenergic receptor activity; epinephrine binding. The transcript has a single exon.
AUGUUUAACCUGGAGCGCCCGUUCACGGAGAGGGGCCACUUCUUCCCCUCCAUGGAGUACCAGCGGCAGCUGGAGGAGGAGGAGGGCUACCCGCCGCCCGGCACCAACGGGACCUUCAACGACAGCGGUGCCGGGUCGGGCUGGGGCACGCCGUACCCCCUGCACACCACCGUCACCCUCAUCAGCCUGGCGGUCUUGCUCAUGCUUUUCACCGUCUUUGGCAACGUCCUGGUCAUCAUCGCUGUCUUCACCAGCCGUGCACUCAAAGCCCCCCAGAACCUCUUCCUGGUCUCCUUAGCCUCGGCAGACAUCCUGGUGGCCACGCUGGUCAUCCCCUUCUCCCUGGCAAAUGAGGUCAUGGGAUACUGGUACUUUGGCAAGGUCUGGUGCGAGAUUUACCUGGCCUUGGAUGUCCUCUUCUGCACCUCCUCCAUUGUGCACUUGUGUGCCAUCAGCCUGGACCGCUACUGGUCCAUCACACAAGCCAUCGAGUACAACCUCAAGCGUACCCCACGCCGCAUCAAGUGCAUCAUUUUUAUCGUCUGGGUCAUCUCAGCUGUCAUCUCCUUCCCACCACUCAUCUCCAUUGAGAGGAAGAGUGGGCAGCAGGCUGACCAGGGGGUGGCAGAGUGCAAGAUCAAUGAUGAGAAGUGGUACAUAAUCUCUUCCUGCAUCGGCUCUUUCUUUGCCCCCUGCCUCAUCAUGAUCCUGGUGUACAUGCGCAUCUACCAAAUAGCCAAGAGACGGACCAGGGUACCACCGAGCAGAAGGGCAGAGUGCCCUGAGAAGAGGCAGAAUGGCUUGGCUGACAAGGAGGACCUACCAGCAACAGCCCAGCUUAACGGGGAGAAGGUGGCAGGAGGCAGUGGUGGGCAGGAAGGGGAGGUCAACGGCAUAGACAUGGAAGAGACCUCCUCCUCCGAGCACCAGGAGAACAGCCGGUGUAAGAAGUCAGAGAGACCGUCGAGGGGCAAGGCCAAGACUAAGUUGAGCCAGAUUAAGCCUGGGGACAGUUUGCCCAGGAAGGCAGAGGAAGAGAGGAACACCAAAGGGUCCCGGUGGAGGGGCAGGCAGAACCGGGAGAAGCGUUUUACCUUUGUGCUGGCAGUGGUGAUCGGGGUCUUUGUCAUCUGCUGGUUCCCCUUCUUCUUCACCUACACACUGAUGGCCCUCUGCAAGAGCUGCUCCGUGCCUGAAACCCUCUUCAAGUUCUUCUUCUGGUUCGGGUACUGCAAUAGCUCCUUGAACCCUGUCAUCUAUACCAUUUUCAACCAUGACUUCAGACGGGCAUUCAAAAGGAUCCUCUGCAGGAUAGAGAGAAAAAGGAUUGUUUGAAGGACCUUUUGCUACCAGCAGGACUAAAUAACUCAAGACUUCAUAGGAGAGUAAGGCAUGGGUCUCUUGGGCUGUGCUUGCAUGGGGUGGUUUCCUUCAGCUUGCUGGAAGCCUUUAAAACCUGAGAUGAGCCUGUCAAAACGCCAGGCAGCAGCAGCGAGGAGCAGCAGGCAAGUGGAAGUCUGAGCCGUAGCAUUCAGCUUUCCAGGGGAGGAUGGCUUUUGACUUGCUUAGUUAUUUUGUUAGUUUUUCUUUCGUUUUUCCUUUUUUUUUUCUUUUGCCAGAAUCUCUCGGUGGAUAUCUUUGUGACUGCUCAGUUUGACUCUUUAAAGACAAAACAACUGAUGUGCAGCUCCAUGAGAUGAACAACAAAGAGGGAGUACACCACCUCAGAGGGGUUGGCUUUUUUAUGUUACUGUAUCUUUUCUUUUUGUUGUUGGAUGUGUAAUUAAUUUUAAGCCCCUUGUAAAAUACUAUAUUGUAUCCCAGAAUCUGAAUGUCUUAAUUUUUGUAAAGCAAGCAGCUUUGAAACUGUGAAUGCUUUAGUAAUCUUUGACAUCUGAAAAGUUGCUCUCUUUCUCCUUCCUCCUUUUCCCCUCUAACAGUUAGGGUCAUUUUCCCUACCUGGCAGUUUGAUAACAUUACCAAAAUUUCAAUUGCCCUGUGGAUUUUUGGGCUAUAAAGCUUAGACUCACAGACUACACAAUAUAUAUACACACAUAUAUAUUUAAUGUCAUAUCUGACUCUGUUUAAUUUUUGUGUUGCCUGUUGAUACAAUACAUAUGCAAUACUGUGACACAAGACGGUUGAGACAGACAGUCAGAAGGAGUUACUAAAACAGAUGCUAAUAGACCAGGGGGGUUGCAGGUAGUUGGGGGUGACCCAGGGGCUGCAGGAGGCUGUUUCUCCUGCAGCGUGAAGCUUGGGAGCUGGCCAAGCUCCCACGAGCUAAUCUCCGUUCACAUUACCCCACCCUGCAGCACUGAAAUGGGUUCAACACUAACUCACUUCCCCCACCUCUGACUGUAAAUACGUAACAUUUCAGAGCAGGUAUCAGGGCUCCACAUAUCAUGUUAUCUGAUUUGUAUUGAUUUCUGCCGUUUCGACUCCGACGGGGUUUCCUUCCUGCGGAGGUUUGUGCGCAGAGGCUGUUCUACCUUUCUGAAUUUUGCCGCCAGAGCUAAGUUUUUAAUCUGCCACUCUCAUUUUUUGUAGGGGAUGCUGAACUGUCCCUCUUUCGGUCUCAAUCGUAUACAGGGCAAAAAUCUGAAAUGUGAAACUUACUGGCAGGUUUCCUAGUAUUUUAUAGUGUAAUUAUGCUUUUUAAAAGAAGAUAGAUGUAAAUAUUGUGAGACUGGAGCAGGAGAGAAAAAAUACUGCUCUUUCUUACACUCCUUUCCUGAAAUGUCUUUCAGCUCUGUCUGCUACAGAAAACAAACAAACAAAAAAAAAACCCCAAAACAAAACCCCAACCUGAACAGAACAAAUCUAACAUCCUUAUGCCAUGAAGAAGUGUCUGGAGAAUAUUAGAAGGAAAAACAUUUUGUCUGUUACAAUAAAUGUGUCGGAAAGCCUUUUAAUGUUAUAACAGCAGCUUUAUUGAAUACUGACAAAUCACAGAAAUUGUUUGGAAAGAGCAAACUUUGUUUAAGACUCUUGUAAAAGUGAGUUUGUCUAUACUGGCGUUGUACAGUGCACAGGAAGAGACUUAGAGAAAAUAGUACCUUUUUACUUUUAGAAGUGUUUUGUUGAUUUUGCUCUCUCUUUGAACUCUGUAAUUAUCUCCAAGGGUCCCUGAGUGUAUUUUGGGAUCUGGAGAGCAAUGUUUACAUUCACUUACAUUUUCAGAAUUGAAUCCUCAAGAGGUGAGGAAAGCAAAGAAGCUGUGCUUUACUGAAAAAAAAAAUCAAAAAAACCUGGAAAUUGCUAUA